Acanthosepion pharaonis is the source of this 501-nucleotide messenger RNA. The record is from the annotation of a GenBank genome assembly. NCBI's taxonomy places the organism in Eukaryota, Metazoa, Mollusca, Cephalopoda, Sepiida, Sepiidae.
AUGGGUGGUGGUCUGGUCUGUGAUGGGACAGAGGGAUGCUACGGAGCAGCAAGGCAGCAUGUUGAGACGGGAGGAGGUCGGAUUAUAAAACCGAAGCCGGUUCAGUGUCUAUCGAAAGGCGCAGACUAUCUGUCCGUCUGCCUAUCGAAAGGCGCAGACUAUCUGUCCGUCUGCCUAUCGAAAGGCGCAGACUAUCUGUCCGUCUGCCUAUCGAAAGGCGCAGACUAUCUCGAAAGGCCGUCUGCCUGCCUAUCGAAAGGCGCAGACUAUCUGUCCGUCUGCCUAUCGAAAGGCGCAGACUAUCUGUCCGUCUGCCUAUCGAAAGGCGCAGACUAUCUGUCCGUCUGCCUAUCGAAAGGCGCAGACUAUCUGUCCGUCUGCCUAUCGAAAGGCGCAGACUAUCUGUCCGUCUGCCUAUCGAAAGGCGCUAUUUGUUUGCCUCUGUCUGCCUGGUUGGAUGUCUAUCGAAAACAGACUAUAUACCUAUCUGUCUAUCGAUGA